AUGGAAUUGCUCUCAAGUGGGUGCUUUACGUUGGAUCAAAAUUUGAUGGGAUACGUUCAAACAACGCAAUCAAUCACAAUUCCUGAGUGUCUGAUUUGUAAUGAAGAAUACUCAAUAGAAAACUCACAAAGAGAACCAUUCAUCCUCCACUGUGGCCACGGAAUAUGUAAUGGGUGUUUUGCUAAAAUGUCAAAACCAAUAACCCAUCCGGGCUUUGAAUAUACUCUCAAAUGUCCACAAUGCCAACGGAGCGUCGCUUAUGCUCAAGAAUCAUGGGAGAAUCCAUUGAAAGUCUUUUUGCGAGAACUGUCCGAGGAACGACAAAUUGAAUUGAAAAGAACAUGUGAUGAUUGCGAGAAAGAGGCGCCUUUGUUUGAAAUGUUUCAAUGUAACGAUUGUGGAAAAGUAAUGCUUUGCUCUUUAUGUGGAAUGAAAAAGCAUCGACAGCAUAAAAUUGUCGAUUUGGAAGUUGUGGAGGUGAAGAAAUUGAUGAAUGCAACUUAUGAAGUGAUUACCCCGCAAAUUAAAGCUUAUGACGUCUGUUUUCCCGAACUUCAAGCGGAUUUGAUUAAAAAAAUCCACAAUUUUCAAGCGAAAGCUCUUGAAAAAGCCGGCAAAAUUGAGGGGUUAAAUUAUUAUCCAGCAGAGUACGAAAAGGCGGAUUGCUUAGGUAUUGGUGAGGAAUUUGAGGGGAUUUGUGAGAAAUAUUUGGGCGAUUUGCGAUUAUGUAACACUGGGAUUGAGAAGCUGCUCAGCAAAUUCAAUGAGUCAGAA
Mesorhabditis belari is the source of this 774-nucleotide messenger RNA. NCBI's taxonomy places the organism in Eukaryota, Metazoa, Nematoda, Chromadorea, Rhabditida, Rhabditidae. The record is from the annotation of a GenBank genome assembly.